This is a messenger RNA of Ostertagia ostertagi, 803 nucleotides long. NCBI's taxonomy places the organism in Eukaryota, Metazoa, Nematoda, Chromadorea, Rhabditida, Trichostrongylidae. The record is from the annotation of a GenBank genome assembly.
AUGCUGGCGUCCAAAUCCGUCGCUCAGAUAAGUGUCGCAUCGGCCGGCAUUCUCCUUACUAUCUCGUUGAUUACAAUUUUUCUCACCGCUAGAGAAAUCAACGACGUCUACCGAGAAGCGAUGAGGGAUCUCGACGAAUGGAAGCGCUACUCAGAUGAAGCUUGGCACGAUAUGAAAUCGAUUCUGCAGCGAUCACCACGACAAGCGCCAAAGCGUGCAAAGACUGUGUCGAGGCGUAACUCGUACUACUUUGCCCCGUCGCCAGAACCGUACGCAGCUCCACAACCAUCUUAUGCCCAAGUGGAUAUAUGCAGUUGUGCUCAGCAGCCCAACUAUUGCCCAAGUGGGCCUGUUGGUCCGCCAGGUCAGCCUGGCCUUGAUGGAGAGAACGGUUAUCCCGGACAACCUGGGCAACCGGGCUCGGACGGUAUCACCGUUGGUACAUACCAGGAGAACCUUCCAGGCUGUAUCCACUGUCCCGGUUGGCCCUCCAGGACCACCUGGAGUGAUGGGAUACCCAGGAGAGCAGGGCCCACCCGGAGCAGAAGGCUGCCUGGAACAGUCGGAUACGCGGGACAACCUGGACCAUGUGGGCCUCCUGGAGAUCCGGGUCUCAACGGAGCACCUGGACUUCCGGGCCCACCAGGAGAAAACGGCUUUGAUAUGGUUGUUCACAUAGGCACUCCGGGUCCUAAAGGUCUACCAGGGAGGUCUGGUCCUCCUGGAAGGCCAGGACCCCAAGGAGUUUGUCCGCCGCCAGGCCAACCUGGUCCCGUUGGGCAGCCUGGUCCCCCCGGGACAUC